AUGGCACGGCGAGGCGCGUCUGCUGCGGCACCUGGAGCAGUGCUCGCCCGCGCAGAUAGAAAGGGAGAGGAUAGGGAGAUGGGAGUGGCGGAGACGGAUUGGGAGGAGCUUCAGAGGCGGCGGCGGCAGAUUGGGACGAGAUCCAGAGCUCUGCGGCAUCGUCCCGGUCCCAGCGACCUGAGCCUAUGCCUGGGCGUCCUCGCCGUCCACCACGACUGGCUCCACCAAGGACAAUGA
Messenger RNA from Miscanthus lutarioriparius, 237 nucleotides. NCBI's taxonomy places the organism in Eukaryota, Viridiplantae, Streptophyta, Magnoliopsida, Poales, Poaceae. The record is from the annotation of a GenBank genome assembly.